AUGAUGGACGUCGUGCGAGAAAGAAACAGGAACUUCGACCUGAGCGAUUCGUAUGAAGGGCGGAGUCCUGCGUUGACGGAGCCGCACAGUGGCAACACCUUUGUCAUGAGCAACAAUGUAAGUAGUGGGAACACCCCGAUUAUGAGCAACAAUAUAAGUAGCGGCAACCCCGCCAGUGAGGCAUGCGUGGACAUUAGUAACGAACGGUAUAUCAUCUGGAGGAGGAACACGCCAUUUCUGUACAAUACUCUGUUGAGGAACAAGCUGGAGUGGCCCUCUCUGACGGUCGAAUUUAUAGGCGUCGAUAACUCCUUCAAGGCUAAGACGAAUUAUUUCACAAAUAAGAUCCUCCUCGGCACAUAUACGUCGAAUCAGGAUUCAGAAUACGUAUACAUUGGGGAGGUGAAGGCACCACUGUACUCAACAAAGGAGGACGUCUUACAGUAUGAAAACUACACAGGGUUUAUAAACAACAAAAAGAAGAAAAAGGGUUACCCACUCCCUUCCUUUGAAGUAAAGGCGAAGUUACUACACCCAGGGGAAGUCAUAAGAGCUACUCACCUACCAAGCAACUCGUUUUUUAUUGUUACCCAGACGUGCAAUGGAAAUAUAUUGCUCUUUGACUAUACAAAGCAUCCUUCGUUCCCCUCAGAUACAUCCACUUGUUACCCUCAGAUGAUCCUGAAGGGGCACAAUGGGGAAGGCAAUGGCCUCUGUUGGAACAUUAAUCGUGUUUACGAUAGUUGCGCCAAGCAAAGCGUUCCGUUUGAGGAGGAGGUCGACCCUGAUGUGACAGACGCAACGGAUGGAACUAAUGGGAUUGGAACAAUGGAGGAAGAAAACGAAGAAGACAGUAAUGAUGAAGUCCUUGGUGAUGUAAACACGAGCAACUUACUUCUAGCCUCGUGUGCAUCCGAUGGAAGCAUAUGCCUCUGGGAUAUAAACAAAGGAACGAAGAGCAACGAAGUGCCCAGAACGUAUGGAAUAAAUAAAACCGGAAAAGGUGCCGAUUAUAAUUUUAAGAUUUAUGAAAAUACACCCACGUUAAGUCCUCUAUGCACGUGGAUACAUAAAAAUGAAGAGACGUCACUGAAUGACAUAUUUUUUCACCCCAAAUUUAAAAACGUCUUGGGGGUCUGUGAUGACAAUGGUUGUAUGAGUCUAUAUGACGUAAGGGCCAAAACAUUUUUUUCCAAAGCGGAGCUCAAUUUUAAAGAACACAAUGCACCUAUGAAUACCUUCUCUUUUGAUACCUUUUCUGAAUACACCUUUUCUUCUGGGUAUUCAGACGGAUUAAUAGCCAUCUGGGACUUGAGGCACGAAAAAGAAUCCCUCCUUCAGAUAGAUUAUCACACACAGAGUAUUAAUAGGAUAAAAUUCUGCCUGAUGCAGUCAGGUAUUUUUGGAUCCUGUUCUGAUGAUGGCACAGCAUGUAUUUGGGACAUUUCCAGGAAUUCUUUAAAUUAUUCACAGGUACAAAAAAUGGAGGACGACAUUUAUAAUAAUCCGAAGAAGAUCCCAAAGCAGCUGCUCUUUGUUCAUGGAGGCCACGUUGGAAGUGUGUAUGACCUUUCUUGGGCCAACAGCAACACCUUCUUGGUGGCCACAGUGGGCGUGGACAACUCCCUCCAGGUGUGGCACAUGAACGAGCAGUUCUUGUUUCAGUGA
Molecule: messenger RNA, 1668 nt
Organism: Plasmodium coatneyi
Lineage: Eukaryota; Apicomplexa; Aconoidasida; Haemosporida; Plasmodiidae
Product: Chromatin assembly factor 1 subunit
Exons: 1
Coding region: 1-1668 (555 amino acids)
Biological process (GO): regulation of gene expression
Cellular component (GO): nucleus
Molecular function (GO): histone binding
Source: RefSeq, a predicted model, not a curated record